AUGUCAUUGUGCGAAAUGGGCUACACAAAAAUCCUAUCCGAAAGACUCUCAUUCCCUUUCUUGCACCUUCGUUCCACUCUUAUAUACCUCGAAACCUCCUUCCCUCACGACCUCUCGCCCUACUUGCACUGGGAACCCUCCCCCUCGCUCCCCUUCCCCCCUUCGUUUCGCUCAGUCACAAUGGACUUCCGCACGUCGCCGCUCCGCGAUUACACAGACGCUGAACUCAUGGCACUCCCUGCUGACUCUCGCCUCAUUUUCGCAGACGACCUGGCAGAUGGUGUCGUCACCUACGAUAUCACCAGCCCACCCGCGUACGAUCCACAAAGGCGACGCAUCAUUAGGAGUCUCCCACCCGUCUCUCGCUUGAGGUUAAAGACAGCCCUUAAACGCGUGGGCGCACUGCGCUGCAUUUCUCAUGGCCUCUCCGCUUUCUCUUUGUACCCCACUACGGACAUGCAGUAUAACGUCAACAAAUUCCUGUGGCAAGCCGCCAACAAAUCUUCAUUCAGGGCAAAUGCUGCAGCCGCGCUAUUCAAUCGCAAUGUCUUCAUCGUCAGCAUGCCCGCUUCCCUCUUCGAUUUCCUUACAUCGGUUACCUGGGAGCAGUUCGAGCGCGCUUUACUGUUUCUCCUAGUCAACCUGGCCAAUGAUGAGGUCGCCCUGGACACCCUCCGCACCGAGCUCGCACCAGCACUAGCACGCCGCCUGACAGACUCCGUUCUGGAGGAAGUCGCCGAGUCAUGUGAUGUCGUCACUUUUAAACUCUUGAUGGACCAUGUCCUGGAUCGCGUCGUCUGGAUGGGUCCGUGGAUCGUACCUACCACUCUCUGUUACCUGUCCGCCUCCGAUAUGACCGAGCUGCUCGCACGCAGAUUUCAACGUCCCAUCUUCUCGACCCCGGAAAAGUUUGAGCUGAUCCAUUCCAUGAUGUGGAAUAUGUAUCGCGACUGGCAAACAUAUAAGCACAUUCUCAUCACCCUCGGCGGCCUAUCUCAGCUAGAUGCCUUGCAAGUCAUGGCUGGCGUUAUAGCCAAAGGAAGGCAGACCGAUGCCGAACAGAGCAUUGAUACCUUAAUGCAGUCUGUAUCAACAUCAGAAGGCUCCAAUUUGCUCUCAGGCCUCCCAGCAGACAUUAUACUAUCUGCCAUCUUGCCAAAGGUCUGUCAAGGAUACGCAUCCGAAGACUCGAUGACAAAACGAAACCCAUCGGCAAUCAUUGCGGAAGCCAUUCCCGAAGACCCUCCAUCCCCCGUUGCAGCACCCUUUUCGCUUAAAAGUUGGGUUUUGGAGGAUCAAACUUUGCAGCAAUUCUAUACCAAAUACCAAGACGAAAAUGAGGACCAAGAACCAGUGAGUGGUUUUGUUCCUCUCAGCUCAGAAAGUAACGAAGAAGGGCUGCAUGUGCAUGUCGUGAAUGUGCUGGAAAUAACACCGGAGCCUGAAUUACUCGCCACGAAUCCUAUACCUGAAGCAUCUGUCGUGUCCUUCCCGAACAUUGUAGACGGAAUUGUAGAAGUAGAAAACGAGGAUGAUGCUGACGGUAGCAAUACUUUGGGAGGAAGGUGUAGCCCACGAACUCAGAGGCGGCGAUUGAAUGAGCAAGGGUCAUUUCAGAUCGUGACAGGUGUUGGUGACCACCCCUGCGGUUACACGCUCUGCCCUUGUGAUCUUCUCGUGCAGCCCCUCAACUGUGGACAUCGCCUCCAUGUCUUCAAUCCGGUAGAAUCCAGCGUCCGCCGCAUCAUCCAUAGCAACUGGCUCCUUGAUAUCCGUUUGAUAUCCAACAAACACAUGCAACUUCCAAACUGGAUUUCUCCCGACAGAGAUGACUGUGGAAUCGACCGGGUUCGGUAG
Messenger RNA from Chondrus crispus (carragheen), 1857 nucleotides. RefSeq lists its product as hypothetical. The coding region runs from base 1 to 1857 and encodes 618 amino acids. The record is from RefSeq and is a predicted model, not a curated record. The transcript has 3 exons. Lineage: Eukaryota; Rhodophyta; Florideophyceae; Gigartinales; Gigartinaceae.